CUUUCUUCUUCUUCUUCUUCAUUCUUAUAUCUAUUUAUAUAUAAUAUCUUCUAUUUUCAUUCAUCAUCAUUUGAUUCAUUAUUCCAUUCAUCACUUAUCCAUUCUCUUUCUGUAUAUAUAUAUUAAGGAAUAAUGGACGAAAACACUUAUAACAAAGAUAUCAACAAAACCGUAGUUAAUUUGACACCUACUGAAGAAGUAGUGACCACAUCAAGUACAUCAUCAUCCAAUGAAAACGGUGAAGCAGAGACGACGAGUACACAUCAUGCAACUACCGACAAGAAUAGUUAUCAUAAACCUUAUCAUCAUUUUAUGAAACGAUUAUGGAAUAGAGUAUUAUUAUUUUUACAAACACAUAUGGCUUUUAAACCACCAGUACCGGAUGAUCCUCGACUUUUCUCUAUCAAGAAAAAGCGGUUGAUUUUAGCUUGUCUCGCCAUGGGUUCAUCUUUAAAUGGAUUAUGCUCCACUAUCUUUCUACCAGGUUUACCGGAUAUUGAAACCGAAUUAAAAGCAAGUCCUAUGGCUAUUACAUUGACAACUUCCUUAUUCAUAUUAUUUGGUGGCAUUGGUCCUAUCAUGUGGGGAUCCAUGUCUGAUUUCUAUCAUAUUCGAAGAUUCCUUUAUCUGAUAUCUUUACUUGUAUUCACUGUCGCGUCUACAGGUUGUGCUUUAGUGAGCAAUGUUUGGGCUUUGGUGGUUUUAAGAUGUAUUCAAUCUGUUGGUACUUCUGUUACUAUGUCUGUUGGUGCUGGUACAGUAUCCGAUUGUUGGGAAGUAACUGAACGUGGUGCAGCUUUUAGUAUUUUAUUUGUUGGUCAAUUUUUUGGUCCCCUUGUUGGACCCAUCAUUGGAGGCGGCUUGACAACAUUACUUGGUUGGCGUUCUACUUUUUGGUUUUGUGUUGCUUAUGGGAUGUUUCUAUUCUGUUUUCUGUUCAUGUUUCUACCUGAAACAUAUCGAUUGGAUCAAGAUUGGCGAUUACCAGCAAUAGAAGAAAAGCAAGUGGCACCUCCUAUAGAACGACUUUCUACUUACCCUAGUGACGUUACUCAUGUCAACAAUAAAGUGUUGGAGAACAAGCAGUAUCCAUUUUUACAAUCUGCCAGCAGCAGCAGCGAUUAUAGCUUGAAUACUUCUGAAUCAGUCAAAACUCCUCGAAGAGAUAGUUUAUCAAGUACUAUUGCUCACGGUGGUCACACUCAAUAUGAUGAUGGCGAUUUGGAACGAAAUAUCAAUAAUAGUGAUGUAGCUUAUUAUCAAGAAAAUCCAUCCUCCCCUUCUCCUACUCCUACAUCUCAGUCUACAGGAUUCAAUCCUGUACGAAGUGUACUUCUUCUACGACAUAUGUUUGUUUGGAUGAUCGCAGUACAAACUGGUAUUUGCUUUGGUACAAUGUUUACCAUCGAAACUAUUAUUCCUGAUCUUUACGCGACUUAUUAUGGCUUUGAAUCUUGGCAAACAGGUUUAAGUUUCUUGGGUGCAGGUUUAGGCAAUAUUGUUGGUUCUUUUAUCUCUGGUGCUAUCUCAGAUUAUCUAUUGAAAAGAGCACGAACAAAGCGUGGUGGCAAGCCUUUGACUGAAGAUCGAUUGACAAUGAAUGCUUGGCCUGGUGGUUUUAUACUUGUUCCUCUAGGUGUACUUAUCUUUGGCUGGGGUAUUCAAGCAGGCUUCGUAGUAUGGGUUUCCAUUGUUGGUUUUGGCAUAGUCUGUUUCGGUAUGAGUCAAGUAUAUGCUGCUGGAUCUGCUUACCUUGUUGAUUCAAUUCCUGGUAAAGGUGCCUCAGUUACUGCUGCUGCCAAUUUAUUACGGAUGACCAUGGCUGGGAUUCUUAGUUUGAUCGCUCGACCUACAGUUCAAUCGAUUGGUACAGGAUUUUUCAUGGUGAUUUUGGCUGGAUUGAACAUUAUGGGCAUGAUAUCUUUUGCUUUAGUCAAAUGGAAAGGACAAACAUUGCGACGACGAGCUGGUUUUGGGGACAAUUCACAAUAGACCUUUAUAUACUUUACCUUUUAUAUAUAUAUAUUUCAUUUGUUAUUUUGCAUAUUCUUCUUUAUAUAUAUAUCUAUCUAUCAAGUUGUUGACUUUACAAAACUCCAAUAAAAAACAAUGUUGUUUCAUUUUUU
This is a messenger RNA of Halteromyces radiatus, 2126 nucleotides long. Its product is annotated as major facilitator superfamily domain-containing protein. The record is from RefSeq and is a predicted model, not a curated record. Lineage: Eukaryota; Fungi; Mucoromycota; Mucoromycetes; Mucorales; Cunninghamellaceae. Gene Ontology annotation, biological process: transmembrane transport. Gene Ontology annotation, molecular function: transmembrane transporter activity. The transcript is spliced from 10 exons. The coding region runs from base 133 to 1992 and encodes 619 amino acids.